Molecule: messenger RNA, 3084 nt
Organism: Lates calcarifer (barramundi perch)
Lineage: Eukaryota; Metazoa; Chordata; Actinopteri; Centropomidae
Gene: dnaja1
Product: DnaJ heat shock protein family (Hsp40) member A1
Exons: 9
Coding region: 129-1349 (406 amino acids)
Biological process (GO): protein refolding; response to heat
Cellular component (GO): cytoplasm; cytosol
Molecular function (GO): Hsp70 protein binding; ATP binding
Source: RefSeq, a predicted model, not a curated record
GUCUGGUCGCAGGAAAUUGACGUCACACAUGGAAAAAUCUGGAAGCGUCGCUGUGAACUGUAACUAAAGUGUGACCUGAAACUUAUGAGGAUUCACAAUAUUGUCUUCAUAUAAGGUUAGCUGCAAACAUGGUCAAGGAAACGGGCUUCUAUGACACACUGGGUGUGAAACCUAAUGCUACUCCUGAUGAACUGAAAAGGGCCUAUCGUAAACUAGCCUUGAAAUAUCAUCCUGACAAAAAUCCCACAGAAGGAGAGAAGUUCAAGCAGAUCUCACAGGCAUAUGAGGUUCUGUCAGAUGCCAAGAAGAGAGAGCUGUAUGACCGUGGAGGUGAAAAAGCUAUAAAGGAAGGAGGAACGGGUGGUGGCGGCGGUGGGGGCUUUGCAUCACCCAUGGACAUCUUUGACCUGUUUUUUGGUGGAGGUAGUCGGAUGCACAGGGAGCGAAAAGGGAAGAACAUUGUUCAUCAGAUUUCAGUGACACUGGAAGAUCUUUAUAAUGGAGCUACAAGAAAACUCAAUGUCCAGAAGAAUACUAUCUGUGAGAGAUGUGAAGGUCGAGGGAGUCGGAAAGGAGCUGCACAGAUGUGCAUGACUUGCCAUGGCACAGGCAUGCAGGUCCGUGUGCACCAGCUAAUACCAGGUAUGGUCCAGCAAGUGUCCACAGUGUGCCACAGCUGUCAGGGCCAAGGACAGAGAAUAAGCCACAAGGACCGCUGCAAAGCAUGCGUAGGCCGGAAGAUCCUGCGACAGAAGAAGAUCUUGGAGGUCCACAUCGACAAAGGAAUGAGAGAUGGCCAGAAGAUUGUUUUCCAUGGAGAGGGAGAUCAGGAGCCAGGACUUGAGCCAGGUGAUAUCAUCAUUGUCCUGGAUCAGCGAGAACAUUCACGUUUUACCAGGAAAGGAGAGGACCUGGUCAUGUCUAUGGAGUUACAGCUGGUUGAAGCUUUAUGUGGUUUCAAGAAACCUGUUCCGACACUGGACAACAGAACUCUCCUCAUCACCUCACAUCCAGGAGAGUUGAUCAAGCCUGGAGACACAAAGUGUGUCUUGAAUGAAGGGAUGCCCAUGUAUCGCAGACCGUUUGAGAAGGGACGCCUUAUUAUUCACUUCUCUGUCGUGUUUCCACAAGCCAAUUUCCUCCCCAAGCACAAGCUGAAGGAGCUGGAGCGCUAUCUCCCAGAAAAGAUGGACGCAGAGCAGCCAGACAGCAUGGACGAUGACCUCUACAUCUAUGCCGACCUGGAGGACUGUGACUUGGAGAACAGAAAAAGACGCCACCAUCAGUACUACUACAUGGACGAAGACGACUACGCCAGCACCGGAGGUGUUCAGUGCCAGACAUCUUAAAUUACAACAGUCUUGUGAAUCAGUCUCAUUCCAGAAGCCCAAACUCUCAUCUCUAAAGCAAAGCACCUUUUUGAAAAUUUGCGCACUUUUUAUUUUAUUACUUUUCUGAAAAUCAUAACUGUUUGCUCGUUGAAGUUUUCUUUCAAGCUGAGUCAUACAACUGUGUCCCAACGCCCUCCUGAUUUAUUGUAAUACUUUUUAGUGGAGUAUCUUUAAGUUCCAGAACUAAACUUGGAUCCAGGUUAAUGGGAUUUCUUGUCACCUCUGGUACAUUAUUACAUUUUUUAAAAAAUAUUUUUAGUUUUUUUCUUCUUUUCCAAGUCACACUGUGAUUAUAGAUGAGGGCUGGUAUUACAGAGGCUUCAGAGGAAAGAAAAGCUGCUUUGUCUAGACAAGGACUGCCUGCCUUUAUGCAGUUACACUAAAACUGAUGGCCAACAUUAACCUGGGAAUAACCUUUUUUAAUUAGUGUUAGUAAAUCAGUUGUUGUUGUGAACCACUUGUUGAUGACUCACUCAAUCAGUUGUGUGUGAAGACCAAUCUUCAGAUGAUGGUGGUUGUGGAGAGGGAUAUGCAUCGAUACUUGACGUUAAACAUUUCUACUGUUCCACCCUUUCAAGGGCUAUUUUCUAAACAUUUCUAAACAAUAUUGUGACAGGAAGAUGUAAACAUAAUAAUGAUUUAGGCAGGAGAGUUUUUAGGUUCGAGCCACUAAAUUGUAGAUUGUUCAAACUAAUAUUUAAGUUUAGUUUAAUAUUUUUAUUUUUGAGCUGUAGUCACUUGUUUGUUGUGAUGUCACAGUUGUUUUUGUUUUGGAAACCUUGUAUGGAAAGUGGAACAUCUCAUACAUAUGUAUAUAUGUAUGUAUGUAUAUAUAUGAGCCAAAUAUGCAUGGCGGGAUAGGUAUUCAGCAAACAAAGGUCAAACAUGAUUAAGAAGUCACUUUAUUUUGAAAAUAAUGAACAGAUUAUGUGGGGUCUCCAGGGAGCAGGUUGGAUAACUUUACCCAAACACAGUAUAGAACAGAAACUUUGAUAACUCGCAGAUGGAAGAAGCCCCUAACGCCUUGAUGACAAAUGUUUUCCUCUCCUAAAAAAAAAAGUGCCAAGUUGCACCCAAGUUGAAAAAGAGCGGCUUAUGUCUUGGUUGUUGUUUUAAAGGUUUUUUUAAAGGAUGUUCUUGAGUUUAUUUCAGACAUGGUUUUAAAAUCAUUAGAAAAUUUAAAGUUGAGUUAUUUCUCAAAAUCUAGAAUUUAAAUGACAAAUUUUAAUCAAAGUAGCAAGUUAAACUUGUUGAUGGGUUUUUGCUGGCGUUGGCCCACAAGCUAUUAAGUGUGUCUUUUUUUUCCAUAUUUUCAAUCCUAAUUGUAAAUGCCAAAUGGGGCUUAAAAUUGGCACACCUGAUACCUCAAUGAAGUGUCUGCCUGUUUGAAAGCCUUAUCAUAACUUAACUUGAAGUUACUUGAUGAUACAGUUUGUUGUGUGUUUCAUUGAUUAUUAUUUUUUGCCUUGGAUAUUGUAAAACACAACUAUGCUCCUUAAAUUGUAUUACAGUUGUUCUUAAGAGCUGAUGCAAAUUUCUGUAGUUGAGUAGUCACAAUGUCAGGGGAAUUCAACUCAAAUAAGUGUUGUCAGGGUCUUAAUUUGACUGUGUGUGUGUUAGGACCAAUGAUCCACUUGUUUGUGCUCAUGUUUUCUAAUUAAAUGCAGUUUAAUUAAAUUGUGAUGUUACUGUU